AUGGAGCCGGCCGAGCGGGCGGACGGCAGGGAUCCCCCGGAGCCCGGCGGGCUUCCCGGCCCGGACCCGCGGGGCUUCGUCCCUCAGAAGGAGAUCGUCUACAACAAGCUGCUGCCCUAUGCCGAGCGGCUGGACGCCGAGUCCGACUUGCAGCUGGCCCAGAUCAAAAGCAACCUGGGCCGGGCCGUGCAGCUCCAAGAGCUGUGGCCCGGGGGCCUCUUCUGGACCAGGAAACUCUCCACAUAUAUUCGACUUUAUGGGAGAAAAUUUAGCAAAGAAGAUCAUGUUCUUUUUAUCAAGUUAUUGUAUGAGCUGGUAUCAAUUCCAAAACUGGAAAUCAGCAUGAUGCAGGGAUUUGCCCGUCUCUUGAUCAACUUGUUAAAGAAAAAGGAACUUCUUUCAAGAGAUGAUUUGGAGUUACCUUGGAGACCACUUUAUGACAUGGUGGAAAGAAUACUAUAUUCCAAGACAGAGCACCUGGGAUUAAAUUGGUUUCCUAAUUCUGUAGAAAAUGUUCUCAAAACACUCGUGAAAAGCUGCCGACCAUACUUUCCAGCAGAUGCCACAGCUGAGAUGCUAGAAGAAUGGCGGCCUUUAAUGUGCCCUUUUGAUGUAACAAUGCAAAAGGCCAUCACUUAUUUUGAAAUAUUUCUUCCUACCUCCCUUCCUCCACAACUUCAUCAUAAAGGUUUUAAACUUUGGUUUGAUGAAUUAAUUGGCCUUUGGGUUUCAGUGCAAAAUCUCCCACAGUGGGAGGGGCAACUAGUAAAUCUCUUUGCUCGAUUGGCUACAGAUAAUAUAGGGUACAUAGACUGGGAUCCAUAUGUACCAAAGAUAUUUACAAGAAUUCUGAGAAGCUUGAACCUCCCAGUGGGAAGCAGUCAAGUGUUAGUCCCAAGAUUUUUAACAAAUGCUUAUGAUAUAGGACAUGCUGUGAUAUGGAUCACCGCUAUGAUGGGUGGACCAAGUAAACUAGUGCAAAAACAUUUGGCUGGUUUGUUUAACAGCAUCACAUCUUUUUACCAUCCCUCAAAUAAUGGGCGCUGGCUGAACAAAUUAAUGAAACUACUUCAGCGGUUGCCAAAUAGUGUUGUUAGAAGAUUGCAUCGUGAAAGAUACAAGAAGCCUUCUUGGUUAACUCCUGUGCCUGAUAGCCAUAAGCUUACUGAUCAAGAUGUUACAGACUUUGUACGAUGCAUUAUUCAACCUGUCCUCUUGGCUAUGUUUAGCAAAACUGGUAGUUUAGAAGCAGCCCAGGCUCUGCAGAAUCUUGCACUCAUGAGACCUGAGUUAGUAAUACCCCCUGUACUUGAAAGAACGUAUCCUGCACUAGAGACUUUAACAGAACCUCACCAGCUCACAGCUACUUUAAGUUGUGUAAUUGGAGUAGCCCGAAGUUUGGUAUCAGGUGGCAAAUGGUUUCCUGAAGGUCCAACACACAUGCUACCUCUGUUGAUGAGAGCAUUGCCUGGGGUGGAUCCAAAUGACUUUAGUAAAUGCAUGAUCACAUUCCAGUUCAUAGCAACAUUUUCCACUCUGGUGCCUUUAGUAGAUUGUUCAUCUGUACUACAAGAAAGAAAUGACCUCACAGAAGUGGAACGAGAACUUUGUUCAGCCACAGCUGAAUUUGAGGAUUUCGUCUUACAAUUUAUGGACAGAUGUUUUGGACUUAUAGAAAGUAGCACAUUGGAGCAAACAAGAGAAGAGACGGAAACUGAGAAAAUGACUCACUUGGAGAGUUUGGUCGAAUUAGGCCUGUCUUCUACAUUUAGUACAAUCCUCACACAAUGUUCCAAAGAAAUAUUUAUGGUAGCCCUUCAGAAGGUUUUUAAUUUUUCUAUUUCGCAUAUAUUUGAAACAAGAGUAGCAGGCCGCAUGGUGGCAGACAUGUGCCGAGCUGCUGUAAAGUGCUGCCCAGAGGAGUCUUUGAAGUUAUUUGUUCCCCACUGCUGCAAUGUUAUAACUCAGCUUACAAUGAAUGAUGAUGUAUUAAAUGAAGAAGAGCUAGAUAAGGAAUUGCUGUGGAAUCUUCAGCUUUUGUCUGAGAUUACUCGAGUGGAUGGGAAGAAGUUGCUUCUUUAUAGGGAGCAGCUAGUAAAGAUUCUCCAAAGAACCCUCCAUCUAACCUGUAAGCAGGGUUACACUCUGUCUUGUAACCUUUUGCAUCACCUCCUCCGUUCUACUACACUUAUCUACCCGACAGAGUACUGCAGUGUGCCGGGUGGCUUUGACAAGCCUCCUUCCGAAUACUUUCCUAUCAAGGACUGGGGUAAGCCAGGGGACCUAUGGAACCUGGACAUCCAGUGGCAUGUUCCUUCUUCAGAAGAAGUGGCUUUUGCCUUCUAUCUGUUGGACUCUUUUCUUCAGCCUGAGCUCAUCAAACUUCAGCACUGUGGUGAUGGAGAACUUGAAAUGUCUAGAGAUGAUGUUCUACAGAGUCUGACUAUAGUGCACAAUUGUUUAAUUGGCUCAGGAAACCUCCUACCUCCAUUGAAAGGAGAGCCGGUUACUAACUUGGUACCAAGUAUGGUGUCAUUGGAAGAGACAAAAUUGUAUACUGGACUUGAAUAUGAUCUAUCCAGAGAGAACCACCGAGAAGCAAUUGCUAGGGUCAUAAGGAAACUUCUUAACCACAUACUUAACAAUUCAGAAGAUGAUACCAAGUCUUUGUUUCUUAUCAUAAAGAUUAUUGGAGACCUCUUGCAGUUCCAGGGAUCUCACAAGCAUGAAUUUGACUCCCGUUGGAAAAGCUUUAACCUAGUAAAGAAAUCAAUGGAAAACCGGCUCCAUGGGAAAAAACAACAUAUCAGAGCACUGUUGAUUGACAGAGUUAUGUUGCAGCAUGAGCUACGAACACUGACUGUUGAGGGUUGUGAAUACAAAAGGAUACAUCAAGAUAUGAUCCGAGAUCUUCUUCGUUUAUCUACAAGUUCAUACAGUCAGGUCAGAAAUAAGGCUCAGCAAACAUUUUUUGCUGCCUUGGGCGCAUAUAACUUCUGUUGCAGAGAUAUCAUUCCCCUGGUUUUGGAGUUCUUACGGCCUGAUAGACAAGAUGUCACACAACAGCAGUUCAAGGGUGCCUUGUAUUGUCUCCUUGGAAAUCACAGUGGUGUAUGUUUGGCAAACCUUCAUGAUUGGGACUGUAUUGUACAGACUUGGCCAGCAAUUGUUUCUUCCGGACUUAGCAAAGCGAUGUCCCUGGAAAAGCCAUCAAUAGUGAGACUGUUUGAUGAUCUUGCAGAAAAGAUUCAUCGACAAUAUGAAACAAUUGGCUUGGAUUUCGCAAUUCCAAAGUCCUGUGUUGAAAUAGCAGAAUUACUUCAACAAUCAAAAAACCCCUCCUCCAACCAGACAAUGCUUAGUUCAGAAGAAAUUAAAGAAGGACUUAAACGCCAACAAGAAAAGAAUGCUGAUGCCCUAAGGAACUAUGAAAAUUUGGUAAACACUUUAUUAGAUGGUGUGGAGCAGAGAAAUCUGCCUUGGAAAUUUGAACAUAUAGGCAUUGGGCUUCUGUCUCUACUUUUGAGAGAUGACCGAGUGUUACCUCUUCGUGCCAUACGUUUUUUUGUUGAGAAUCUCAACCAUGAUGCAAUUGUAGUUCGAAAGAUGGCAAUCUCAGCUGUGGCUGGUAUUCUUAAGCAGCUCAAAAGAACCCACAAAAAGCUGACCAUCAACCCCUAUGAAAUGAGUGGAUAUUCUAAACCUACCCAAAUUCUUGCUGGUGAUAGGCCUGAUAAUCAUUGGUUGCAUUAUGAUAGCAAAAGUAUACCAAGAACCAAAAAAGAAUGGGAGUCAAGCUGCUUUGUGGAAAAAACUCACUGGGGAUACUACAGCUGGCCUCAGAAUAUGGUUGUUUAUGCUGGUGUGGAAGAGCAGCCUAAGCUUGGCAGAAGCAGGGAGGAUUUGACAGAGGCUGAACAGAUUAUAUUUGAUCAUUUUUCUGAUCCUAAAUUUGUUGAACAGUUAAUUACUUUUCUAUCUUUAGAAGACAGAAAAGGAAAAGAUAAGUUUAAUCCUCGCCGUUUUUGCCUCUUUAAGGUAAAUAUGUUAUUUAAUAUCCCGCUUCAUUAGGUGGAGAAGCUUUGGCAGCUUCUUUGCCCACUGCUUAGAACAGCAUUGUCCAAUAUUACGGUAGAAACUUACAACGACUGGGGAACUUGUAUAGCAACAUCCUGUGAAAGCAGAGAUCCCCGGAAACUUCAUUGGCUUUUUGAGCUGCUGUUAGAAUCACCAUUGAGUGGUGAAGGAGGAUCCUUUGUAGAUGCAUGUCGACUCUAUGUACUGCAAGGUGGCCUUGCCCAGCAAGAGUGGAGGGUACCUGAGCUGUUGCACAGACUACUGAAGUACUUGGAACCCAAACUCACCCAGGUUUACAAAAAUGUCAGGGAAAGAAUAGGGAGUGUGCUGACCUACAUAUUUAUGAUCGAUGUUUCUUUGCCAAACACUGCACCAACAGCAUCCCCACGGGUCCCUGAGUUUACUGCUCGAAUUCUAGAGAAAUUGAAACCCCUCAUGGAUGUAGAUGAAGAAAUUCAGAACCAUGUUAUGGAAGAAAAUGGAAUUGUUGAAGAAGAUGAGCGAACUCAGGGCAUUAAACUCUUAAAAACUAUAUUGAAAUGGCUGAUGGCUAGUGCAGGAAGAUCCUUCUCUACAGCAGUCACAGAACAACUUCAGCUUCUCCCUUUGUUUUUUAAGAUUGCCCCAGUGGAAAAUGACAAUAGCUAUGAUGAACUGAAAAGAGAUGCAAAGUUAUGUUUAUCACUAAUGUCUCAGGGCUUGCUUUACCCUCAUCAAGUGCCUUUGGUACUUCAGGUGCUAAAACAAACAGCAAGAAGCAGUUCUUGGCAUGCUAGAUAUACAGUGCUGACCUACCUCCAGACCAUGGUAUUUUAUAACCUCUUUAUUUUCCUAAACAAUGAAGAUGCAGUUAAAGACAUCAGGUGGCUUGUUAUAAGUCUUUUGGAGGAUGAACAACUAGAGGUUCGAGAAAUGGCUGCUACCACCUUAAGCGGUCUGUUACAGUGUAACUUCCUUAACAUGGACAGUCCUCUGCAGAUUCAUUUUGAGCAACUUUGCAAAACGAAGCUACCGAAGAAAAGAAAGCGAGACCCUGGUUCCGUAGGAGACACGAUUCCUUCUGCAGAGUUGGUCAAACGUCAUGCUGGGGUGCUAGGACUUGGUGCAUGUGUUCUUUCUAGUCCCUAUGACGUUCCCACCUGGAUGCCCCAGCUCCUUAUGAAUCUCAGUGCACAUCUGAAUGAUCCGCAGCCUAUUGAGAUGACUGUAAAAAAGACCUUAUCCAAUUUCCGGAGGACGCACCAUGACAACUGGCAAGAACACAAACAGCAAUUCACAGAUGACCAGCUGCUUGUUCUCACUGAUCUCCUUGUGUCACCGUGCUAUUAUGCAUAGAAGGAUGAGUAGUCCUCACUUCAAGCUCUUUUCAUCAAAAAUUCCAGAUCCUCAGGUACCAUAUGUGGCGGCUCUCUGCAGGUUUUAAAACUCUGCCUUUGUUGAGCUCUCAUCAUUUUGGUGGCUUCUGUGUUUGGUCUCAUUAGUCUCCGUUCCACAGGUUCUCAGCUGCCAUUUGAUUACCUAACUUGUCUGGAAAUGACUCCAGAAUAUUGAUCACUUUUUCUUUGAGGCGUCUGACAAAGCUGCAAUGUCUCAGACUAGAAAUAAUUACCCAGUAUGAUCAUGGCAUCCAAGACCAAACAGAGUCUAGGAACUCAUUAGGAAACAGUUUACUUGUAAUGGAGAAUACCUAUCUGUAGUACAGGUCCCGUCAUUUCAUUCAUCUCAAAUUAUUUUGAAUUUUUUCCAAAUGGCUGUUGGGUGUAGAGGGUAGUACGGCUGUGGGCCAUAAAUUGAAGCCUUUGAGAGCCUUGGGUCUGGAGAGCUAUGAAGAGGGAAGGAAAAGAGAGCAAGUCUCGAAUCUAGCCAAGGACCUGAUGGAGUGCGCCACCAAGACACAGAAGUGAAGGCUGUGUCCACGUGCUUCCCACAGACUGGAGUUUUUGGUGCUGAUUAGAAAGAGCAGUUGCUGAAAAACUGGGGGUUUGGUGAAUAAAUUUUUGAUUGAUUGUUGUGUGUGUAUACAAUGUGUGAUUUUGAAAAUAAACAACAAAAACAAUAAAAACCCUGACUGGUUGAUUUUUACCUGUAUUCUUUACAUAUACUGUUUGAUCAACCCUCUUUGAAAACUGUUAUAUUUCACCUAAUGGAAGACUGCUGUAUUUGUGGAAAUUCUGUAAGGUUUUUUUUUGUUGUUCUUUUUUUCUUUUUUUUUUGCUUGCAGAAUCGUUGAGAGACUAAAUAAGUCUUUAUAUUUAAUUGACUUGUUUAUUAAUAAAUGUUAUAUAGAUGUAAAAGACUGUAUAAACUGUAGAGAUAGCAUUGGCAAGACUGUACAGAUGCAACCUUUUACGCAGCAGCAUUGUGUAAUUAAUUUGUAAAGAUUCACAUGUAGCUCUUUACUAUAGUGAUUUUUUGGCUUUUGUACCAACUGAAUGCCAUUUUUUGUGUUUUUAAAUUAUUUUCUCUAUCUUUUCAUGUUACAAAAGCUGAGGUGUGGGGGUUUUGAGUUCAUUUAUCAUUAGAAUGUCUGGAUUUUUAUGUGACAUUUUGUGUGCAUCGCUAAAUGCAAACACCACAUGUUUGCCUGUGACAAGUUUAUAGAAUGCAAGGUAUCUUCUAGGUUAAAGUAAUUCACAAGUUAGUGAAUGUCCUCUUGCAACACACCCUGUACAGUCUUCCUUAAAGGAACACUACAGUAUAUUUUUUAGUAUCUACUUGCUGAAUGACUCCAUACAGACCUAAGCUCAGCAGAGGUCCUGGUACAGUAUUGAAUUGUCUGCGUACACAGGCGUAAUCCCUGUAUAGAGUAGUGCCAAACUGACAAUUUCAAUUGUGUAACUAGUUUAAAACCCAAUAAAUGGAUUGUUUUUAA
Messenger RNA from Leptonychotes weddellii (Weddell seal), 6949 nucleotides. The record is from RefSeq and is a predicted model, not a curated record. Lineage: Eukaryota; Metazoa; Chordata; Mammalia; Carnivora; Phocidae.